This is a messenger RNA of Carya illinoinensis, 1579 nucleotides long. RefSeq names its product S-adenosylmethionine synthase 2. Gene Ontology annotation, cellular component: cytosol. The record is from RefSeq and is a predicted model, not a curated record. The coding region runs from base 168 to 1349 and encodes 393 amino acids. NCBI's taxonomy places the organism in Eukaryota, Viridiplantae, Streptophyta, Magnoliopsida, Fagales, Juglandaceae. The transcript has 2 exons. Gene Ontology annotation, biological process: S-adenosylmethionine biosynthetic process. Gene Ontology annotation, molecular function: ATP binding; methionine adenosyltransferase activity.
CCCAAAAUACACCGCUUGGGGGGUUGUUGGACUCCGCAUUUUCCCUUUAAAUAUGCACCCAUGGAUCCAACUACGGACUCGCACAGCUUGAGGGAAGGUCUUUGGUCCGUCUCACUUUCAAAGCAAACACAAAUACAAUCUCUCCCUCCCUUCCGAGCUAGAAAGAAAUGGAGUCCUUCCUGUUCACCUCCGAAUCAGUGAACGAGGGUCACCCAGACAAACUCUGUGACCAGAUCUCUGAUGCAGUCCUUGACGCAUGCCUAGAACAGGACCCCGAUAGCAAGGUGGCCUGUGAGACUUGCACCAAGACCAACAUGGUCAUGGUCUUCGGAGAGAUCACAACCAAAGCCAAUGUGGACUACGAGAAAAUCGUGCGUGAUACUUGCCGAGCCAUUGGGUUUGUCUCAGACGAUGUGGGUCUUGACGCGGACAACUGCAAGGUCCUUGUCAACAUUGAGCAGCAGAGUCCUGAUAUUGCUCAGGGUGUCCAUGGCCACCUAACCAAGAGGCCUGAAGAGAUUGGUGCUGGUGACCAAGGCCACAUGUUUGGCUAUGCCACCGACGAGACCCCUGAAUUGAUGCCACUGAGCCAUGUGCUUGCCACCAAGCUUGGUGCUCGCCUGACCGAGGUCCGCAAGAACGGCACGUGCCCGUGGCUUAGGCCAGAUGGGAAAACCCAAGUCACUGUUGAGUAUUACAAUGACAAGGGCGCCAUGGUUCCGAUUCGGGUACAUACCGUGCUCAUCUCUACUCAGCACGAUGAGACUGUUACCAAUGAUGAGAUUGCGGCUGAUCUCAAACAGCAUGUGAUCAAGCCUGUGAUUCCGGAGAAGUAUCUUGACGAAAAGACCAUCUUUCACCUUAACCCAUCAGGCCGAUUUGUCAUUGGCGGCCCUCAUGGUGAUGCUGGCCUCACCGGUAGGAAGAUCAUCAUUGACACUUAUGGUGGAUGGGGUGCUCACGGUGGCGGUGCAUUUUCUGGAAAGGAUCCGACUAAGGUGGACAGGAGUGGUGCAUACAUUGUUAGGCAGGCUGCUAAGAGCAUUGUGGCCAAUGGACUUGCGAGGAGGUGCAUCGUGCAAGUCUCUUAUGCCAUUGGAGUUCCUGAGCCUUUGUCGGUUUUUGUCGACACUUACGGAACAGGAAAGAUUCCCGACAAAGAAAUCCUCAAGAUUGUCAAGGAGAGCUUCGAUUUCAGGCCCGGUAUGAUCUCAAUUAAUCUUGAUCUCAAGAGGGGAGGCAAAGGCAGGUUCUUGAAGACAGCUGCAUAUGGACAUUUUGGCAGGGAUGACGCUGACUUCACAUGGGAGGUGGUGAAACCCCUUAAGUGGGACAAGGUCCAAGCUUGAUUAAGGUUUCUUCAUAUGAAUUUCCAUGGUAAUUGAAAUGUUGUAUUGAAUUUGCUUCUGCUAUUGAAAGCAGGAGCUUUGCCUAUUCGCUCUUUACAAUGUGUGUUCUUUUUAUUUGUCAUCCCAUCUCACCUCUUAUUUCGGAAGAUAAUGUUAAUUUGUUCUACGGGGAUCAAUGGAUAUCAUAAACAAAGAUAAAACACAUGAAGAAGUGUUUAGUUUUGCUGCAA